UUGUUUAGACUGAUCAUGAAAUUUGUCUUUGUGGUGAUUAGUAUUUGCGCAGCGGUUAUUUCUCUGGAAGCCAUUAGGCUUGGCGGAAAAUAUGACUCGCUUUGGCAGAAGAUAAAUCCAACCUGUACUCCAUUGAAUGAUGUUAUAACAAAUGCAGUCACAGCUGCGGCAAUAUCAUUUUAUGCUGACCACCCGCGGGGAAAUGAAACUUUCGAUCCGAACAAAGUAAAACCAUUUUCCCCGAGUGGACUUUUCAAGCAUUACUAUGGAGAUGAAGCUUCAACUGUCGAACUCAAAAAAGCACUUUUGCAACUCAUAUAUUCGACAGCAGAACCGGUGAUAGGACCGAUAGAUCGCGAUACAUUGCGCAGGAAUUUGUAUUCGUAUAUUACGGCAGGCAGUAGAGAAUAUGCCCGGAACAAAGCAGGACAACUAUUGAGAAUUAUCAUCGACGAAUAUGGGGAAACGGAAUCUUGGAAGAAUGAUUUAUGUGUUGAAGAAUACAUCUUGAAUGAUGUAUUGGAGGCUAUCGAAGUUGAGUGUUACAGAAUCAGAAAUGAGGUUGGAGACACCGCAUUCAGCCAAUUUUUUGCCUUUGGUGUCGGAUCGACUCUGGCAUUCGCAAUUGAUGAUACCGGAAGUAUGAGUGGUGAAAUUGAUGCAGCGAAACGGCGUGCUCAGGAAAUCGUCCGAUUUACAAAAGGUACACUUGAUGCACCACAAGAUUUUGUUCUUGUUCCUUUUAAUGAUCCUGGUGUCGGUCCUGUAACUGUAACAAACAAUGCUGAAGAAUAUCACCAAGCUUUGGAAAAAUUAUACGCUCAUGGAGGUGGAGAUGCCCCAGAACUUGCAAUGCGGGGAAUUCAACUUGCGAUUGAAAACAGUAGACCUGGAUCUACUAUUUAUGUCAUAUCCGACGUGGAUGCGAAAGAUUACGUGUUGCAGGAUACUGUCGUUGCCCAGGCUCGUCAAAAAUCAAUCGUGGUAACGUUUAUGCUCACUAACAGCAUUAGUAAUUGUGCUAAUGAUGGAGAAUAUAAAAAAUGCAUGCCAUUGUAUAAGCACAUUGCAAAGCAAACUGGAGGAAAAGUUCUCGUAAUAAGUCGAAGCGACAUUUUCCGUACAACAGAUAUUGUUCAAUCGAAUGCUAAACAAGGAGUCAUUUUGCUGAAGCAAGUUACAGUGGUAUCGAAUGCUCAAGAACCCAGCAAUGUGAUACCUUUUUACGUUGAUAGCUCGGUGCAAGAAAUACUAUUGGAAACUCAAGGUCAUUGCGAGCACACCCACGUUAUGAAGCCAGGGUCCGACAAGCAUAUAAAGAUAGAUGGAGACAGGUAUGGUGAUGUAUGGGCGACUAACAUCAAAAUUGCAGGAAAUGAGUCAUCUUCUCUUGGUGAAUGGUCCAUUGGAAUGGAUGUGGAGACAAAAAACUGUUCAGUAAAAAUUCAAGCAAAAACAUCUUUGGGAUUCGUUCUCAAUGUUUUUACUAAGGGAAGGUCAGAACCCGAUGAUGCUUACAAGAUCUCCGAUCACGAUCCGUUUGUUGAGGAAUCGGUAGGUCUUGUGUUGGACGCUUAUGGAUAUGAUGACGAACGUGUUCAGGCUACGGCACUAAAACUUGUCAACGAAGAAGGACGCGUUACAAAGACAAUACCUGUUGCUCACGAUGUAGGAAAUACAAUAACUCAUAUAUUUAAGGAAGGAAUCUCGGAGCUUGGUUCAUUCCGCGUGGUUGUCAAAGGAUAUGACAGCAAAGGUAACGUAUUUGAACGAAUGCAGCCAAAACUAUUAAGUGCGUCUCAUGUUAAAAUAUCUUGCGAUUUAUCAAAACUUGUCUUCAUUGCUGGACAAGAAGCCAGUGCUAACAUCACUUUGGAAAACUUUGGACCGGACGACCAUUUCUUGGUGACGACUUCUGAUGAAAAAGAUGCCUCGUCUUUCCACGGUGGUGUGAAAACUAUGAGAAUCAAGCUGACGAGAGGGGAGGGAGUAACAAAAUUGAUGAGAUUUCGAGUCGAUGAAAGUGUGAGAGACGGCACAGCUAUCAAGAUCACGAUAACUGCAAAAGGAAAAAAUCCCAUGGCUUUUCAGUACACGUUUUGUACGCUUGUUGUCGGCCAAAAGAAACGUCCGAGAAUUGAUGCUUUUGCUAUUAAAACCAACAUUAAUGCAAGAUUUGCAGAAACCGUCGUUACAUCGAUGGUGACAAAUAACGCAGACAUUGGUCGAGAAGCCGAGUUUGACAUUUUGUUACCAAAUGAUGCUUUUAUCACUGGAAUUGUAAUCGAAUUACAAAAUGAAACAAUAGUUGGAGAAAUCGAAGAAAAGAAAAAAGCGAAAAAAGUUUACGACAAGGCGAAAUCCCGAGGUACAGUUGCCGGUCAUGUUGCAGCAAGAGAUACUUCAACGAGAGCGUUUCGAACUAGUAUGUUCGUUGAACCACGACAACAUGUUAAAUUUAUUCUGACAUAUCAACAACUUUUGAGAAGGGUUCGAGGAAGAUACGAAUACUCUCUCGUUCUCAACCCUGACCAACCCAUUCGUCGAUUAACCAUAGAUAUUCAUAUAACGGAAGAAGAUCGUUUGUCAUUUGUUCGUGUUUUACCGAUAAAAACAACACUGACAAAUAUUGUUGAAGAGGAGGCACCAAAGGGAACAUUUAUUACAACAAGUCGUCAUGACACUGCUGCACACAUUCAUUACGCUCCUGAUGUGGCGUCACAAACAAAGUGGUCUCCGAAGGGUAUUUCCGGAAUAUUUACCGUGGAGUAUGAUGUCGCAAGGCCACAAUUAUUUGGACAAGUAUCUGUCGCCAAUGGAUAUUUUGCUCAUUUCUUUGCUCCUCCUGAUCUUCCGCCUACACCAAAGAUCGUCGUGUUUGUUAUCGAUACAUCGGGUUCUAUGUAUGGAUAUAAGAUGGCACAAAUGCAGAAUGCCCUUGCUUCCACAUUGCAAACUUUAAACAAAGAGGAUCGUUUCAAUCUUGUUCUCUUUGGUGACGAAGCCGAACCAUGGAUGAAAGAAUCCAUGCCUCAUGCAGAAGAGUCGACGGUCGAAGACGCAGUCGCCUACGUACGUGAUUCUAAACCUCGUGGCGGAACGAACGUCGUCAGUGCCUUGGAUGUCGCAAUUAAAUUAUUGGAACCAUACAUGCCAGAACUCGAGGUGGAAGUGGAAAGUUCUGGAGUUGAGGAAAAUAUCACCGAUAUUGUGACCCCGCCGAUACUUCUGCCUGAACCAUCGCCACCAGUCAUUAUCGAUCCUUUUCCGGUUUUCCCAAUCGAACCCAGACUUGUCAUAGAAGAAGAUGACAAAGUUGUUGAAAUAUCUGAAGGUCCAUCAAUGGAGGAUUUCAUAGAACAUCAUGAAAGAAUGGAUGGAUUAACAAAACGAUCAGUUGAGCUAGAUCCAAACAUGGAUAACUAUGCUAAAAUGAUUGUUUUUAUGACUGAUGGAAGACCGUCAAUUGGAGAAACUGACACGAAAGUCAUCGUAGACUCAGUGACUAAGAACAAUCAAGAACGUUUCAAUUUACAUACACUAGGAUUUGGUAGUUUGACAGAUUUUAAUUUUUUGACAAAACUUGCUGCUGAAAAUGGUGGAACUGCUAGAAGAGUAUUCGAGGGACUGGAUGCUGACCAACAGAUUAAAAAUUUCUUCGACGAAGUCACUAAACCAGUCCUGCGCGAUGUCUCCAUUGAAUAUCCGAAAGAAAAGGUUGAAAAACUGACGGUAAACACAUUCAGUGUAUUUCACGCUGGGUCUGAAUUGAUUGUUGCCGGUAUGGUUCGACCUGACAACGAUUUAGAAUUGCUAGGCGAGGAAGGCAUGUUGGAUGAUGAAUUAGCGAGACCUUCACGAUCCAUUCAAGCGCAGGUUCGAGGAAAAUCGUUCGACAACGACUUGGAAAUAGAUUUUGACAUCGAUCCAGACAAAGAAUCAGAGAUCAAAGAAUCUCCAAAUCAAAUUCAAAAUUUUACUGAAAAACUUUGGGCGUUCCUACAACUCAAAGAAUUAUUCCUCGAAGCAACGUUGGAAAAUAAUAAAACACUGAAGGAAGAAAUUAAUGCAAAAGCUUUAAAUAUGUCAUUGAAAUAUAAUUUUGUGACUCCUCUCACUUCACUUGUGGUCCUGCGAUCUGAUGAACGGAAGGCUAUAGAAGAAGAAUUAAAGAAAGAAAUAGAAGAACUAAAAAAGAAAAAAGAGGAGGAAAGACUAAGGAAAGAAAAGGAAGAAGCGGAAAGAGACCGUAUUGAAGAAACUGAUGAAUAUGAAUACUUCAUUGAUGGUUUCAGUGCGGCUUGUGAGGGCGACGGAUGCACAGAUUUCGAUGAAGCACCUCCUCGUAUUGCAUUAUCUCGUGUGAUCGCUACUCCGAGGAGGGAUAAAUUAAGGCCAAGGGGUGGAAGUCGUGGAGGAGGUGGGGGUGGUGGAGGAGGAUUCUCGGGUGAUCCUCACUUUAUUAUUCCAAUCCAACCAGGAAUCAACAUCUGCUUUAACUGGGAUGGACAGGAAGACGAGAUCUAUAACUUCAUAUACGAUCCCGAAAGAAAUGUGAUAGUGAAUGGAAUGUUGGUAAAUGCUCCAGCGCCCCUAUCGUCGGGGCGAACUAAAAGAACAUACGUUUCAAGAAUUGGAAUCAUCCUACCGUCAAAGAAGAUACUGAUCACUCCAUGGAACGUUACCAUUAGUAGAAAAGGAUCUGCUGACCUGACUAUCUCUGCAAUGAAUCCAAUUUUUAUCGAAUCGGGAGAUGAUUUCAGUUUAGAAAUCACCGGAGUAUCACAUAUGUCUUCAAUUAUUGAACUUCGUUAUCAAGGAAUGUCAUUCCGGGUUACACUUCAUCGACAAAGACAUUCAAUGUAUCAAAGAGAUCAUUUGGAUUUUGGACUCUCGGACAACCUAAGUUCAAUUAGCCGCCAUUCGGACGGUGUUUUGGGACAAUUUUCUCGUUUAUCAUCUUACUCUAACCACGCAAUCAAAUUAGGAUUGGUCGGAGGCCACUCAAAUACAAGUGAAGAGAAGGUGGAACAUCAGCAGAUGUACAUCAGGGGUAAAUUUAUAUCCGUCGCUAAGCGUACGAUGGAUCUGCCUGGUACUCAAGAAAAAACCGACUGUUGGUAUAUCCAUAAAAACGGAGCACAAGCCAUGCGGAAAAAGAAGCAAGAUUACAGAGUGUUAUCUAUUUUUGACUCUCCUCGCCCUAACUAAGAUUAAUCAUCACAACGAAGGAAUAUAUCUUCAAGAUUAGACUUGUUUUGGUCCAACUCGCAUGCAGUUUUUAUAGCGCUAUUUUUAAAGUUGGACAAAUAUUACUUUCAUGAGAAAUAAGCAGAAUCGGGUUCGGGCUGCCUUUGAUCGAUUAUCCCUUUAGUUCAGAAAUGUACAUAGUUAAAUUUCACCUCAUUGUCAUCAACUACCUUUGUGCAUGUUUAUUUCUUAAUAAAAAUUACUCAAGUAUUAAUUUUAAA
Molecule: messenger RNA, 5471 nt
Organism: Styela clava
Lineage: Eukaryota; Metazoa; Chordata; Ascidiacea; Stolidobranchia; Styelidae
Product: inter-alpha-trypsin inhibitor heavy chain H5-like
Biological process (GO): hyaluronan metabolic process
Molecular function (GO): serine-type endopeptidase inhibitor activity
Source: RefSeq, a predicted model, not a curated record